This is a messenger RNA of Phragmites australis (common reed), 3662 nucleotides long. RefSeq lists its product as uncharacterized. The record is from RefSeq and is a predicted model, not a curated record. The transcript is spliced from 2 exons. Lineage: Eukaryota; Viridiplantae; Streptophyta; Magnoliopsida; Poales; Poaceae. Bases 273 to 3440 code for a protein of 1055 amino acids.
CGCGCAGCCAACUUCAAAACCUCGGAACGGCGAGAGCCGGCGGAAACGGAGCCCGCCUGCCGCCCAGAUCCGAUCCGCCUCCCGCUGCUGCGGCCGCGCCGCGUCGCGCUGCACCACCCCCAAACCUCACUCCACCCAGGUAAAUCCCCCCAAAAUUUCAAAUUUCUCCCUUCUACUCCACUAGGGUUUCGCCACACCCACCGUUCUCCAGGGACCGAUCGGCGCCGUGCUUUUCCCGUCCAUGCGGAACCCCUAGCCUUUGGUCUUGGCCCAUGUCCCGCUCCUUCUUCCCGACCUGCGCCUCCCAGAAAGCCGAAAUGGAGGAGAUGUGCAAGGAGAUUGACGACCUGCGUGCCGAGGUGGAGGCGCUCACCGCCGAGCUCCGCGCCAAGUCCGACCUCGCCGACGGCCACAGACGCGCGGGCGCCGACCAGGCCGCGCGGCUGCGGGAGGCUCGGGCCGAGGCCGAGCGGCACGCGCGGGAUGCCGCGGCCAGGGGCGAGGAGGCCGCCGCCGCCGGGGAACGGUGCGGGCAGCUCGCCGCCAAGCUGGCGGAGAAGGAGCAGGCGCUGAGGCACCUCUGCGUGGCGCACGAGGCGCUCAAGGGAAGCCUACGGGAGAAGACCGAGGGGUUUGAGGCAGAGAAGAGGGAGCUCCUCGCGGCGCUGGAAGGCUCCGAGGCCAGGCGGCAGGAGCAGGAGGCCGCCGUGCGCUCGCGCGACGACGAGGUCGCGCGGCUCAGGAGGCUCUUGUCGGAGAAGGAGAGGAAGUGCAGCGACGCUGAGCAGCGGGCGCUGGCGCCAAGGGAGGUGAUGAUGAGGGGUGACAUGCUGGUGAAGCUGGAGGAGGAGAAGGCCGCCGUGGAGGGCAAGCUCAAGUGGAAGGCCGAGCAGUUCAGGCAUCUUGAGGAGGCGCUCAAGAAGGUCCAGGAUGAGUUCAAGGCGACCAAGAGGGAGUGGACCUCAGAUAGGUUAACUUUGGUUGAUCGGAUGGAUGCUCUUGAGACUGAUUUGGAUUCCAAGACCAGGGUUGCGGAGGAUUUCAGGUCGAGGCUUGAGAUGUGCAGCCAGGCGUUGGCACAAGAGGAGGGCCGCAGGAAGCGGCUCGAAGCAGAGAUGUCUGAAUUGCGCAAUAUGUAUGGGAUUGUGGUCUCGGAAUUUGAAGAGGCCAGAUCGACGAUUGAGUCUCUUAGUUCCAAGAGGGAUGUGGAGAUUGCAUCUUUGAGGAGCUCACUGGCUGAGAAGGUCACACUUCUCAAGGAAAUGGGAUACAGUAAAGCACAUCUUGAGCAAGAAAAUGAGGAUUUGCAGUCUUCUUUGAAGGAAUACCAGGAAGCUCAGAUUGGUGGUGCAGAUGCUGUAGUGUCAUUGAAGGGUCUGCGGGAAAAGUUCCGAGCUCUGGAGCAGACACAUAGGAGCUGCACUGAGAAGCUGAGAGAUAAGGAAGCAGAAUGGAGAAUGCAGAUGCAGAAGCUUGGCAAUGACUUGGAUGUAUGCUUGUCACAGUUAGAUUCCAAAGAUACGCUUAUCAGGGACUUGCAGAAUGAGUUGCUGAGCAGUUAUAGCUCACUGGAGCUGCAAAUUGUGGAGAACUGGGAAGCUUCAAUAAUGCUUACUGCUGUAGAGUCUAAAUUUUAUGAUUCCUGCUCAUGUAUUGAUACUAUUAAAGUGAAUAUGCAGCAUAAUUGUGAAAAACUUGAGAAGGAAAUUGCUUCUGCCAAAAAACAGUUGGAAGGUAAAGACUGUGCCAUUAUUCAAUCUCAAGUUGAGCAGAAAAAGCAGUCAGAGGUAAUAGCAAGGUUGCAUGGAAGAAUUGAGGAACUAGAACAUAUGGAACAAGAACAUGAGAAGAUGCAAAGGCCGCUUGAUGCAUACAAAGAGAUGCUUGACGACACAUCAAGAGAUGUUCACUGUUUAAAAGAUGUAGCUUCAGAGAAAGAAAAUAGCCUGCAGGAGAAAUUGAGGACGGCAUUAGGUGAUCUUGAUGAAGCAAACUGUGCCCUUGCUGACAUGAAGAGUGAGCUGUGCCAGCUAGAAAUCAAUCUUCAUCAGCAAAAGCAAGCAAUUGAGCAUCUAGAAAAACUGAAAGUUGAUAUGGAAACUGAACUCAAGGGUUAUAUGGGUGACAACUGUAUACUGAAGAGAGAUCUGGAUGCUGCUCUUGCUGCUAAAAUGGAAGCUGAGUUGCUUAGAGAAGAAAAGGUGAAGCUACUAGGCGCUCUCGAUGAAGCAAACUGUGCCCUUUCUGAGAGGAACAACGAGCUGAACCAAUUAGAGAUCGAUUUUCAUCAUCAAAAGCAAGCAUUGGAGCAUUUAGAGAAACUGAAGGUUGGUAUAGAAACUGAACUCAAUAUCUAUAUGGAUGAAAACCAUGUACUACAGAGAGAUCUGGAUGUUGCUCUUUUUGCUAAAACAGAGGCUGAGAAGUCUCAGACACAAGAAAAAGAGAAGCUAUGUGGCAUAAUUAAUGAGAAAGGUAGGAUGAUUGAUGAGCUUCAGCAACACAUCACUAUACUAGAAGAAGAAAACCUGGGCCAAAAACUUGAUUUGGGAAGUCUUAUCAAGUUGGAGCAUGAGAAAUUUAUUCAAGAAGUGAAAAACCGACACUCUGAAAUUAUUGAGGUAUUUGACGAAAAACUUCUGGAACUUGAAAAAAGGCUUAAUUUCUUUGAGCAGAAAUUCACAUGCAAGGAGCAGGAGAUGAUGGAUAUGUUUGAUCAAGAAGAAGCAGAUUGGUGUACACUAAUUGCAGAGAAAGAAAUUGCUAUUGCUGAUAUUCAACAAAUUGUCGAAUCUGUUCAACUUGACACCAAACAGCUUCUUGAUGCUGCAGCAGCAAAAGUCAUAGAAGUUCAGCUCGAGGUUAAGCAACUUUAUGGUUUUGCAGAAACUCUGAAUUCACUUUACAUCAUCCAAGAGCAUGAUAGUGUUUUCAAGGAUAUGGUUGUUGCAGAAUGCGAAAGAGAAGUUGAGUCCCUGCAGGUGAAUUUAGUUCUAGAGAAAGAAGUGUCAGGAAAUCUGAAGAAUCUUAUCCAGCAGCUCAAAUCUGAUACUACUGCAGAAAUGCUAGAAAAGGCAAAGGAGCAUCUGGAAGUUACAAAUAAGCUGAAAUCGCUGGAAGAAAGAAAAGAAAUAUUAGAAGAGCAAUUGGGAGAGUUAAAGUCGAGAACAACAUAUCUGUCUAGUGUUGUUCUUCAAGAGAGGAAUGAGCUGGUUGAUGAGCUGACUGGAUUCACCAAUACCAUUGGGAAGGUAAUUCAUGGAGGUGAAGACCUGAUGUCAAAUUUGAGAAGGAUCAUGCAGAAAGUUGAUGACGAGGAACAUUGCAAUGAUAGGCCUAGCUCAGGGAAAAUCAUUGUGAGAAGUUCUGAACCUUUGACCAGGAACAAAUCAGGGCAUCUCCCAGAUAGAAGACCACCUCUGAAGGAGCAUAACUAUUAGUCUUGGUACGUUGUAGGUAGGUCAGAUUGUGUACUGACAUUGUUGUAAUGUUUGUACCCUGUUUUCCCAGAAUCCUGCCUGUAGAUUUUCCACCUUUUCUUUUCCUUCCCUUAGUGCCAUCUGUUAUUUACAUGCAAUGGCUGUGGGUUAUCCAACAUUUCUUUUUAUCGAAUGCAUUUCAAUUACAUAUUUUCCCCAGUGCUGAAUGAAAUGAGCCCUAUU